Messenger RNA from Lasiodiplodia theobromae, 2163 nucleotides. RefSeq lists its product as uncharacterized. The record is from RefSeq and is a predicted model, not a curated record. NCBI's taxonomy places the organism in Eukaryota, Fungi, Ascomycota, Dothideomycetes, Botryosphaeriales, Botryosphaeriaceae. The coding region runs from base 1 to 2163 and encodes 720 amino acids. The transcript has 4 exons.
AUGACAGACAACAACAAUAGGCCAGGCACGGUCUUCAAAGACAUCCUCCCCAUCCCUGUCCCCUCGGACACGACGGCAACGACGGACCCCGCCAAGGAAGAAGAGGCAGCGCCGACGCUGCGCGACGAGCCGACGCUCUCGCACGCGCUGGCUAUGGCGGGCGACGCCGAGCCGGAAGCGGUGACGGUCGUCAACGGCGAAGCGGUGCCGCCGACGGAGGCGACCAAGGGCGCGGCGCAGCGCGAGCACGACGCCGAGGUGGUCAACCUGGGCUGGCACGAGCCGAAGCGCGAGAUCGCCGAGCCGCUCGUGGGCGGCAUGGACAACGAGGAGCUGUGGCUGCUGGUGCGGCGCUUCAACAAGCAGAUCUACCACGUCAAGCAGUACGACCGCCAGGUGCCGGGGAACCUGGACUUGAACAUUGCGGACGAGGAAGAGUUUAGCCCGGAUAAGUUGAGGGCUAAUGUGGAGAGGUUGUAUAUGACGGUGAUCAUUGGUAUUCUAGGAGCAGGGAAACAGGUGGCGAGGUUGAGGAGUUGGAGGGAGACAAGGAGGACGGCGUGGUUUUGCACUAUCUACUUUCUUGCUUGGGGACUUGACUUUCUGGUCCCCUUAUUCUCCGCGACGAUAGUCGCUUUGAUUGCGUAUCCUCCUUCGCGGGACUUCCUGUUCCCGCCGGCCCCGAUUGCCCUGGUAGAUGGGAAGACGGGCGGCGUUCAAAAGCCGAAGGCGGGUGUUCUGGGUAGCCACGACAGCGCAACUGGCGCUCCUGAGAACCACAAGGGCGAAGCCGUGGAGCAGGAGGCUAGCAACUUCGUCAACGGUCUCGCCUCCGUCACCCUCAGCAGUGUUGCCGGCAAGCAUCCCCAGGCGGAGCCGCCUUCUGAAGAUGGUUCGCCUCAAGACGCAGCGCCCGAUCCCACAGCACUUGCGACAGGAGUUGCCAACGCAAAAGAUGCAGCCGGUGGUGGGAAGCCAACGGCUAAGCAUGACAAGACGAAGGUACCCAUGGAGACGGCAAUGUGGUCGAAGAUGAGGCCGGUCAUGCACGGACUUGCAGAAGUAACGGAUACAUGGGAGAGGUUUGGAAACGCCCUCUCCCCGACGCCACCUUUCCCCCGAAACACUUACCGCCUCCGCCUCGCAGCGCUCGUGGUACCACUCCUCUUGGUUUCCUUCUUCAUCACCUCGUACAUGUUCGUCAAGGGAGUCACCUUCGGCGCAGGCUUUGGCUUUUUCGGCGACCCCAUCAUCUCGCGGGGACUGAGCUGGCUCAACCACACCUUCCCGCACUGGCAAAAGCUGCUCGAGAUCCGCAAUACGCUCCUCAAGGGCGUUCCGACAAACGCCCAGCUCACCCUGACGCUGCUCCGCAUCGGCGAGGCCAACAAGGCACCGCUGCCCCCACCUCCGUCGGCCGCAACGCCCCCGCCCGACGCCCCGGCCGCCAUCACGGACGAGCAGCUCCGCACGACGGGCGCGGACCCGCCGCUCAACGCGACCGAGGCGGAGCUCGACGCGGCCAUCGCGCAGCACGACGAGUCGGUGGCGCACGAGACGGCGGGUGCGGACAUCGACGCGGCGAAGGCCAAGGCGCACGGCAAGAAGGGGGCGCGCAUCCUCAACUUCUUCCGCGGCACCACCAAGGGCGUCGUGGGGACGGCCAUCGGCGCCGACACGGUCAAGGCCAAGACCGGGUCCGACAGGGCCAAGGACCGCCUCGGCGUCGCGGCGAGGCGGAGCGACGAGGAGCGCAGGAGCGGCCCGGUCAGCUUCGCCGGCAGGUACCACGGCAGGAAGGGCGCCGUCUACAUCACCACCAAGGCGACGAUUCCGUGCGUGGCCUUCAGCACCGACGAGAAGAAGGUGGAGAGGCAGCAGGCGAGGAUGGAAGGCGGGCGGUCCGGUGGUGGCGCCGAGGAAGAUGGCGUGCACCCGGCGUGGAGCGUGCCGGUGGCGGAGAUCAGGGAGUUGAAGAAGGUCGGCGGUUACGGAUGGAAGACGAAGCUGGUGGUCGGCUGGGCGAUGAACAGGGAGGUGGCGGAUGGCCUGGAGAUCACGGAUAAGAUGGGCGCCGUGUGGAAGGUCACGGCGCUGCCGUUGAGGAACGAGCUGUUCAACCGGUUAGUAGCUAUGGGCGGCCAGACGUGGGAGGCUUUGUAA